This is a messenger RNA of Sporothrix schenckii 1099-18, 1452 nucleotides long. RefSeq lists its product as uncharacterized. Lineage: Eukaryota; Fungi; Ascomycota; Sordariomycetes; Ophiostomatales; Ophiostomataceae. Gene Ontology annotation, molecular function: aldehyde dehydrogenase (NAD+) activity. The coding region runs from base 1 to 1452 and encodes 483 amino acids. The record is from RefSeq and is a predicted model, not a curated record. The transcript has 2 exons.
AUGGUUGUCUCCAUCUCGCCCAAACUGCUCAUCAACGGAGAGCUCGUCGAAGCUUCCGACAAGAACACGUUCCCGCUCUACAACCCGGCCACGCGCGACAAGGUCGCCGACGUGCCCGAGGCCAGCGAGCAGGAUGCCAACGCCGCCGUCGCCGCAGCCAAGGCCGCGUUCCCUGCGUGGUCGGCCCUGGACCCCUCGGCCCGCGCGGCGCCCUUCCGCAAGCUGGCAGAACUGCUGCGCCAGCACUCGAGCGAGCUGGCCGAGCUCGAGGCCGUGUCCAUGGGCCGGCCGGUCGCGGCGUACUUUGACGCGUUUGCGGCGGCGGGCAACUUUGAGCACUACGCCGAGGCGUGGCCGCACAUCCAGGGCCAGUCGAGCCUCAACACGCCCGGCUACGUGACGCUGACGCUGCGGCAGCCCGUGGGCGUCGUGGCGGCCAUCAUCCCGUGGAACGUGCCGCUGCUGUUUUUGUCGAGCAAGGCGGCGCCCGCGCUGAUUGCCGGCAACACGGUCGUGCUCAAGUCGAGUGAGAAGGCGCCGCUGACGUCGGCGCGCGUGGCGGCGCUGGUCGUCGAGGCGGGCUUCCCGCCGGGCGUCUUCAACAUUUUGUCGGGCCACGGCCUGCCGAGCGGCGCCGUGCUGGCGCGGCACAUGGACGUGCGCGCGCUGUCGUUUACGGGCAGCGGCCGCACCGGCCGCCUGAUCCAGGAAAUGGCCGCGCAGAGCAACCUCAAAAAGGUCACGCUCGAGCUCGGCGGCAAGUCGCCCGCGCUCGUCUUUGCCGACGCCGACAUGGACAAGGCCGUCGAGGAGACGGUCAACAGCAUCCAGUGGAACUCGGGCCAGGUCUGCAUGGCCAACUCGCGCAUCUACGUCGAGGCCGCCGCCGCGCCCGCUUUCCAGGAGGCCUUUGCCCGCCGCUUCCAGGCCGUCACCGCUGGCAACCCGCUCGACAAGGCCGUCAACCACGGGCCCCAGGCCGACGAGGUGCAGUACAAGUCCGUGCUGGCCUACAUCGAGGAGGGCAAGACCGAGGGCGGCCGCCUCGCGCUCGGCGGCAAGGGCAGCCUCGACACGACGGGCGGCUACUUUGUCGAGCCCACCGUCUUCGUCGACACGCCCGACGCGGCGCGCAUCAUGAAGGAGGAGGUCUUUGGCCCCGUCGUGCUCAUCAACACGUUUGCGACCGAGGACGAGGCCGUCGCGCGCGCCAACGACACCGAGUACGGCCUCUACGCCAGCGUCUACACAAAGGACAUUGACCGCGCCCUGCGCAUCGCCAAGGCGCUCGAGAGCGGCUACGUCGGCGUCAACUGCACCAGCCCGGCCACCGCCCGCGACCUGCCCUUUGGCGGCUACAAGAUGUCUGGCCAGGGCCGCGAGGGCUGGCUGCACAGCCUCGACAACUUUUUGGAGACCAAGAGUGUCAUUAUCAAGGUGGCGAAGCUGUAG